Messenger RNA from Cavenderia fasciculata, 471 nucleotides. RefSeq lists its product as uncharacterized. Gene Ontology annotation, molecular function: GTP binding; GTPase activity. The record is from RefSeq and is a predicted model, not a curated record. Lineage: Eukaryota; Evosea; Eumycetozoa; Acytosteliales; Cavenderiaceae. The transcript is spliced from 4 exons. Bases 1 to 471 code for a protein of 156 amino acids.
AUGACAGAAUUAGAUAAAUAUACAGUUGUUAAAGUAAUUGUAAUGGGAUCCGCAAGAUGUGGACAUGAUAAAGAUGGUAAAAGAAAGAGAUGGGAGCAUGAACAAAGUAAUGGAUCAAAAGCAAUCAUAUUUGCCUUUGAUUUGGCAGAUAGAGAGAGUUUUAAAAGACUUGAUUAUUGGAUGGAAGAUAUCAAAAACCAAAUCAAUCUAAACCUUGUUGAAGAUCCUAUUCUCAUAUUGGUAGGAACAAAAUGUGAUUUGAAGUUCAAAAGACAAGUAACUCAAGAUGAAGCAGCUGAAUGGGCAAAAACAAACAAUAUAUCAAGUUAUCAUGAAACAAGUGCAAAGGAAAAUAUCUGUAUUGAAGAUCCAUUCAACUCUAUUUUAGAUCAACUUUAUUUAAAGAAAUCAAAAUCAAAUCCAGUUACAUUAAUAAAAGAAAAUAAUCCUAGUAUUUGGAGUUGUUGUUAA